Leishmania mexicana MHOM/GT/2001/U1103 is the source of this 990-nucleotide messenger RNA. RefSeq lists its product as hypothetical. The coding region runs from base 1 to 990 and encodes 329 amino acids. The record is from RefSeq and is a predicted model, not a curated record. The transcript has a single exon. NCBI's taxonomy places the organism in Eukaryota, Euglenozoa, Kinetoplastea, Trypanosomatida, Trypanosomatidae.
AUGCUCUCUGCAGCUGAUAUACACGCCUUUGUUCGCGACGAGCGCGCCUGGAAGCGUGCAGCGCAGAAACCGGGUGGCGAUGAACCCUUUGCUGCUGGCAUGAUCUGCAGCAAAGAGAGCAACUGGCUUGUCUUCCGCCGUGGGUCCAGCGACAACGCGUUUUCCUUGAAGUUCUCCAACGCCCUUCGCACUUCCGCGCUCACCGACAGCCUUGACACGGUCGCUCUGGCCAGCACCCAUUCCACGAUGCCGCGCCAGCGUUGGAACAGCAGCGCGCGCUGCGACUCAGAAGACGUGUACGCAGAUCCCUUGCAGCAGCUCCUCAUACGCAACCUGCGGAGGAAAGGAGUUGCAGCCAUGCUGAACAAGAGGAGAGUGUCACAGAUUGCACGCCCGUCCUACAUCAGCCAUGCUGACCGAGAGGCGCGUCGCCGAAGCGACCUCGCGCGUGCGGCACAGGAGCUGAUAGAUCUGGAGCGGUACGAGCGCCACCAGCUGGUGGCGAUGGCGAGGAAUCGCUUUAACACUAUGGCGUCCGCAUUCUUCAAGGCCGCCGUCAAGGAUAUGGUCGCAUGUGAGCUUAGCGGGCGAAGAGCGCUUUUCCGCGAAUGGCAGGAGUCUCAGCGCGACAUGGCAGCAUCCAUGGACCGUGAGUUCUCAAAGCUCACACCAUUGACACCGCACGAGUUUAAGGCAGUCUGCCGCCUCAUCCGUUCCGAGGCCAUCAUGCGCAGGCGGCUUCAGGCGACCGAAGCGCAGGACCGAGAUUUGUACGCGUGUUUCAUGCACCUCGGGCGUCUCAAGGCGCUGGGGAAGGCGUUGAACGAGUGCCCUCGGCGUGACGUGCUGCAUGAGGCCGCUGCCGUGCUCGCCCUUGCGCAGAAAGACAGGGUUCAACACGUCGACGCAGCACGCGCCCGCAGGCUCCCGUGCGACGGCCGUAGCUUGCGUCAACGGAAAAAGGCUUUGAUUGCGGCCGAGGAGGCGUAG